CCUCGAUAUGAUACGGUUUACCAGUUAACAGUCGCUCUAUUCCCACAUGUGCCGCUCUUUUGACAUGUACAAUCUCCGCUCAUUACCUCGGAUGUUGUUGGUCUGACGUAUAACAUUUCUUGGUUGAGGAAAAGGCAAGAAAAAAAUAUAAAAUUAAAAUUAAAAUUAAAGAGAAAAGCAAGGGAGAGAAGCCAGUGGUAGCCUCUCCACACUUUUUCCAGCCCAGAUCGUCAAGAUCAUCAUCACCAUAUACCACCGCAUCAUGUCAAAUAUUGUGAGCCAACUUGAUGGCAUUUCCGGUGAGCUUGCGGGCACUCAAUAUGGGCUCAAAGCGACCCUUCUCUUUUUCAUCUCCAUCUCCAUUUACAAUGUAAUUGAGCUGGCAAUCCUUGUGCUAUCGACAUUCCGUCGCUGGACGGGUCUAUACUUCUGGAGCUUGCUACUUUCGGGCUGCUUGGGAGUUAUUCCAUACUCACUCGGCUUCAUGCUGAAGUUCUUCACACAUGCCAAUUCUUUCUUGUCUGUUACGUUGCUUACCGUCGGCUGGUGGACAAUGGUGACGGGUCAGUCUAUUGUCCUCUAUUCACGGCUACAUCUUGUCAUCCGCGAUGAGCGCAUUCUUCGCCGAGUGCUAUGCAUGAUCAUCGCAAAUUUCUUUCUUCUGCAUGUCCCGACUUCCGUCUUGACGUAUGGUUCCAACGUCCCCGAUCGAUCACCUCUAUUCGUCAAAGGAUAUAAUAUCAUGGAAAAAAUCCAGAUGACUGGUUUCACCCUACAAGAGGUGAUAAUCUCCGGGCUCUAUAUCUGGGAGACGACCAAACUGCUUCGGUUGGGUUCGAGCCGACAAAAUCGAAGAAUAAUGCGCCAGUUAGUCGGAAUCAAUGUUGCCAUUCUUGUGAUGGACUUAGCCCUACUUGCAUUGGAAUAUGCCAGCUUCUAUGCUAUUCAGAUCACGCUCAAGGGUGUCAUAUACAGCAUCAAACUUAAGUUGGAGUUUGCCGUGCUCGGGAAACUGGUCGAUAUGGUUCAUGGGCACAGGCAUCCGGGUACGUUCGGCAAUGACGUACAGUGGUAUUCAUUAGAGUAUGAAUCUAGUCCGACUGCGCCGGCAUCGUCGUCUGAUCUAUUGGGUAGAAUCAGCUUCUCACGCGUUGUUCAAGAUGGGACGAAGCGACCACACAGUUCACAGAGCGAUGGUUGUCCGGACAAGAAAUUCACGAUGAAGGUAUCGGAUUUGGUUAAACGUCGCCCUCCCGAGGAAAUCAUCUAAUUACUUUUUGUACAUCUCCAUUUUAUUUUUGUAUAUACCCAUUAUGACUUUUAGUCCAUUACAGCCCGCAUGGGCUAAAACACUUGCAGCUACACAAGCCAACCGCCUAAAAAGCAGCUGUUUCAUAUCCUUCAUCCUCAUGUUAAUAUGACCAUAACCUCAAUGCAAUGUAAACCUCAAGCAGCCCCAUCA
Molecule: messenger RNA, 1462 nt
Organism: Aspergillus pseudonomiae
Lineage: Eukaryota; Fungi; Ascomycota; Eurotiomycetes; Eurotiales; Aspergillaceae
Exons: 1
Coding region: 263-1270 (335 amino acids)
Source: RefSeq, a predicted model, not a curated record